Iphiclides podalirius (scarce swallowtail) is the source of this 273-nucleotide messenger RNA. Lineage: Eukaryota; Metazoa; Arthropoda; Insecta; Lepidoptera; Papilionidae. The record is from the annotation of a GenBank genome assembly.
AUGUACCUGACUUGCCUAGAAACGUUCAUAUUGCGCCUUGGAUUCCACAAGUCAAUGUUUUGGCGCACGCAAACUGUUAAUUAUUUAUUACACAUGGAGGUUUAUUGGCAAUGCUCGAAACAAUACAUUUCGGCGUUCCAAUUAUCGGUAUACCGCUAUUUGCGGAUCAACAUCUCAACUCUUCUUACGAAACUAUCUUCAACCGUCAAAUCGCUGCCAACAUUGAGCCUGCAAUCAGAGAAAUGUUAUACGAUGACCGAUUUCAAAAAAAAG